GAGAUUGGGGAGUAGAUUAAUGAAAUAAACCCAUGCAUUCAAAUACUGAUUCAGAGUAUAUAUGAGAGAAAUUCGAAUUUGGGGGUAGAUUAAUGAAAUAAAUAUCAGUUAAAGAACUUACCAGUUGAUUGGAUUGGAUGAUUAAUGUUGCAUUCAAGUUUUGAUUGAGUGUUAAUGGGUGUCUUUCAUGAACAGUGAGAGCAAUCAUCAAAUGAGAGUGGAGAGAAACGAAAAAUAAAGGAAAUUAAGCUUUAAAAUGAAGUCACGUGCAAUUCACGUGUAAAGUUAAACAUCCACUUGAUAGUCAACUAACUGAUUCCGUCGUUCGGUAGUCCUUUUGCAAACGUUUAUGACAUUUAAGGUAAUUUUUUGAAGAAAAAACUAAAUUAAAUAAUUUUUUGCAGUGCUAUAUUAGAUAGUUUUUUUUGCAAUUUUUCAUUUUAUUUAUUUUAUUACAAUCCCUCCUUCCUUUUGGUCCCUUCUUCUCUUCUAUGUGCACACGGUUGGGCUGAAUGGGAAAGACAAACUCCAUAAUUUUCUACUCUUUUUCUCUCUCUGAUUGAGCUCAAUUCAGUCAAAAGCUGCCUACUUGACAGGCUAACCAAAUGCUUUUCUUCUAUACAAAAUCCACCUAUUAAAAAGUAAAGCAAUCCCCCAAAAAAUACACCUAUUUUUGUUCUAAAUUCAGCCAGAAACUGAAAAAGAUUCAAACUUUAAGCAAUCUCCAUUAAUUUCUUCAUGGGUUGCUGUAUAUCUAGAGAAAAUAACCCAGAAAAGCAACCCAAAAACAAUAAUUCUAACCCAGUUGUUCAUCAUCAUCAGCAAACACCAGCAAGUGAUGUUGGAGGUGGUGGAAUAGUUAUUGUUCCUAGUGGUGUUCCUGCUUUUGCUGAGUUUUCAUUUGCAGACUUGAAAGCAGCAACAAAUAAUUUUAGCUCAGAAUUUAUAGUGUCAGAAAGUGGUGAAAAAGCACCUAAUGUUGUUUAUAAAGGCCACCUUAAGAAUCAACAAUGGAUUGCUGUUAAGAAGUUUACCAAAUUAGCUUGGCCUGAUCCUAAACAAUUUGCGGAGGAGGCUUGGGGAGUUGGCAAAUUAAGGCACUCAAGGCUAGCAAAUUUGAUUGGAUAUUGCUGUGAUGGUGAUGAGAGGUUACUUGUUGCUGAAUUCAUGCCUAAUGAUACUCUUGCCAAGCAUUUGUUCCACUGGGAAAAACAAACUAUUGAGUGGGCGAUGCGAUUGAGAGUAGCUCUUAAUGUUGCAGAAGCCUUAGAUUACUGUAGUUCUGAGGGUCGUCCAUUGUACCACGAUCUAAAUGCUUACAGGGUUCUCUUUGAUGAGAAUGGUGAUCCUAGACUUUCAUGUUUUGGAUUGAUGAAAAACAGUAGGGAUGGGAGAAGUUACAGCACCAAUCUUGCCUACACCCCGCCAGAGUAUCAUCGAAAUGGAAAAGUUACACCUGAAAGUGUUAUUUACAGCUUUGGUACAAUUCUUUUGGACUUACUGAGCGGAAAGCACAUACCUCCAAGUCAUGCCCUUGAUAUGAUACGCAGCAAAAAUCUAAACCUAUUAAUGGAUUCCCAUUUGGAGGGCAAAUUUUCCACUGAAGAAGCUACUGUGGUUGUUAAUCUGGCUUCUCUAUGUUUGCAUAAUGAACCUCGGGAGCGACCAAACACCAAGGAUCUCGUUUCAACACUUUCCCCACUGAAUACAAAUCCUGAUGUUGCAUCACUUGUCAUGCUUGGGGUAUCAAAGCAAGAGGAUGCACAAGCAACCGCUACCCCUCAGCGACCUCUUUCGCCCAUGGGUGAGGCAUGCUCUCGGAUGGACCUUACAGCAAUUCAUCAGCUAUUAGUAAUGACACACUACAGAGAAGAUGAGGGAACGAACGAGCUAUCAUUUCAAGAAUGGACUCAACAAAUGAGGGACAUGCUAGAAGCAAGGAAGCGUGGAGACCAUGCAUUCAAAGAUAAAGAUUUCAAGACAGCCAUUGACUGUUACUCUCAGUUCAUAAAUGUGGGUAUUAUGGUCUCACCGACUGUAUACGCAAGGAGAAGCUUGUGCUACCUUAUGAAUGAUCAAGCAGAUGCGGCUCUUAGAGACGCAAUGCAAGCACAAUGUGUGCACCCUGAUUGGCCAACUGCCUUCUAUAUGCAAUCAGUUGCCCUUGCAAAGCUGGAUAUGCAGAAGGAUGCUGUCGACAUGCUAAAUGAAGCGUCUUGUCUCGAAGAAAAGAAGCAAAAGGUUGGAAGAAGUUGAACUUUUAUAAAUUUGUCUUUUAGAAAAAGGAUAAAUGGAUUGCUCCUUUCAAGCCUGUUUGGUUUCUGUAAAAUCUGAGAUAAAAAUAGAAGAAUUUCAGUAAUGCAAAAAAUUGCAUCUACUUUCAAAUGUGUGAAGUAUGAUUGGGGGGUAAAUACUAAAUUGUAUCAAUGUAUAUUGUUAAGGACUGUAAGAGAUUCAGAAAAAGAAAGGGAUAAGUUAAAGGAAAAGGAAAAGGAAAAAUGCAAUUUGGUAACAUAUGUGAAAUUUAUGAAAGCAUUUCUUCUUUAUAUUUGUAUAGGAACCCCACUUGAACAGGAUUUUGUAUGUAGUGAAUUUAUAAAAACUUAUUAUUAUUAUUA
Amaranthus tricolor (Joseph's coat) is the source of this 2618-nucleotide messenger RNA. Its product is annotated as serine/threonine-protein kinase BSK1-like. The transcript has 9 exons. The record is from RefSeq and is a predicted model, not a curated record. Gene Ontology annotation, molecular function: ATP binding; protein kinase activity; protein binding. Gene Ontology annotation, biological process: brassinosteroid mediated signaling pathway; protein phosphorylation. NCBI's taxonomy places the organism in Eukaryota, Viridiplantae, Streptophyta, Magnoliopsida, Caryophyllales, Amaranthaceae. Bases 739 to 2256 code for a protein of 505 amino acids.